GCCUAUAUAAGGAGCAAGUCAGUGUACAUCAAUACUGCCCUCAGCGCUUGUCAAAAGCCGGUCUUUACCCAGUAUCGAAUAUGUCUUAGCACAUUCUCGUGUGCUAUUACACUGUAAACUAAAGUGCAUUUGUUAUCCGUCGUAUAACCAUAUUUAGCCUUGAAUUAGCGGUGUUGUUAAUCGGUCAGUUAUCGAUCAAGCCCUCCGCCCUACACAGCUCAUUGAAAGGACACCGAUCAGGAUUAUUUGUAUCUACAGAUGUUUCGUCUAUUAUAAUGCAAGAUGCAUGCUGAUGCUCGGAAGGGGCUGCUCGACUGCGUAUUACUCGUCCUUUUAACCUCCUCCACCUACUGAAAAUAAUCGUAAACAGCUGAAAAUCGUUGAUAUUUUGGGGUGAAGAAUGACGGAAUAUAAGCUUGUGGUCGUGGGGGCUGGAGGCGUGGGCAAGAGCGCUCUCACCAUCCAACUCAUCCAGAACCACUUUGUGGAUGAAUACGACCCAACCAUAGAGGACUCCUACAGAAAGCAGGUGGUGAUUGACGGGGAGACGUGUCUGCUGGACAUCUUGGACACUGCAGGUCAGGAGGAGUACAGCGCCAUGAGGGAUCAGUACAUGAGGACAGGAGAGGGCUUCCUCUGUGUCUUCGCCAUCAAUAACACCAAGUCCUUUGAGGACAUUCACCACUACAGAGAGCAGAUAAAACGAGUAAAGGACUCUGAGGAUGUCCCCAUGGUCCUGGUGGGGAAUAAGUGUGAUCUUCCAUCCCGCAGUGUGGACACCAAGCAGGCUCAGGAUUUAGCACGUAGCUACGGCAUCCCAUUUAUAGAGACCUCAGCAAAGACGAGACAGGGCGUGGACGACGCGUUUUAUACUUUAGUCCGAGAAAUCCGGAAGCACAAGGAGAAGAUGAGCAAGGAGGGCAAGAAGAAAAAGAAGAAAUCCAAAACAAAAUGUGUAUUAAUGUGAACAAGCCUUUCCUGUCAUUAUAGACUCAAAAAAAAAAAAAAGUUCCACAACUGCAUUUUGUACAUUACACUAAAUUAUUAGCCUGUUCAAAAUACAGAAUGGAUCCUUAUUCUACUUGCUUUCAUAAAAGAAAUAAGCUUUACUUCUCGUUCGGUGCCAGUUGCCCCAAAGUGUUGGUCCCUUGACACAUUUCUGGCUUAUUUUACCGGGUGGGCUGUCAGAGCUUGUGUUAUUUUGCAGUUGGUUUAUCUAGAGUAGUUUUAGUAGAUUUAUAAGGAAAGGUGAGGACAUGAAAACAGGCUUUUGGUGUGAUGUAUGAGAGAGAUAGCUGUUUAGCCGUGAAAUUUGCAUGCGAGUCACUCGAUUUUACAGGAACUGAAACUUUGAGGAAUCAUUUUUUUUAGGACCAACACUUUCAGGUGGUGUUUUGAUACAUUUAUCACUGUGUAUGACCCUGCCUUUGGAUGUCCCAGACUUCCCAAAACAACCUGCAUGUGAACUUCCAUUGUAGUCGGAUUAACGCGCCCUCUCUCGAAAGCCAUGUAUGGUGAAAUCUUAACCACGUUAACCUUAUUUCCCUGUAUGCAUGCUGUGUCCUGUUCAUUAAACUUCCAGGGAACGGUAAUGCGUUGAAUGCUGUAUAAUAGCCACUGUCCUGCAGAAUAGAUUCGAUUUCAACAUAGCCAUUGUUCAUUUUUCUGAUAUUUUCAGUUAAAUUCAUGAGGGUUUAUACAAGUCAAAAUCUGCUAAGAGGUAACACCAUGUCAAAAUAUAUCUUCAUUAGGCAACAAAAUUAAAUGUAAAAUGCUUGGCAGGCUUGUAAAAAUCAAGUUGUAUUGUGCACAUUCAUUUUGGACAGACAAAAUGAUACAUUCAGCUGCCGCAAGUUCGUUGACUUGAAAAUCAAUGUUUUUCUUUUUGUUUGUUUGUUUUUCGAAGUUCUUUUUAUUCUCUUAUAAAUCAUAAAAGUCUUUGAUUUAAACCUAUGAAAAUACAGAUCCUGUUGUAAAUAAUAGUGCAAAAUCACUUUGUUCAAUUACAACCCUUAGCAGAUUUUAACAAAAAAAAAAUAAAGCUGCAGUUGACCAAUCGGAGUCAAGUAUUCCAGAGAGUAUUUCGAAUCUCUCCUCUGUAAGUAUCUACAUUAGCGAAAAGCCUCACUUCUGCACUCAGAGGAGCAUUUUUAUUACGUAUGAAUAUUUACCAGCCAAACAGCACCUUUGAAGGCUGAUUUUGUUUUUUGCUCAAUUUUGAUUAGUGAAUAUAACCUACUGUACCACUAGUUGUUGUGAUGCAAAUAUAUGUAAAAAAGGAACAAAAC
Molecule: messenger RNA, 2288 nt
Organism: Sinocyclocheilus rhinocerous
Lineage: Eukaryota; Metazoa; Chordata; Actinopteri; Cypriniformes; Cyprinidae
Product: GTPase KRas
Exons: 5
Coding region: 401-967 (188 amino acids)
Biological process (GO): signal transduction
Cellular component (GO): membrane
Molecular function (GO): GTP binding; GTPase activity
Source: RefSeq, a predicted model, not a curated record